Molecule: messenger RNA, 1624 nt
Organism: Scophthalmus maximus (turbot)
Lineage: Eukaryota; Metazoa; Chordata; Actinopteri; Pleuronectiformes; Scophthalmidae
Gene: cebp1
Product: CCAAT/enhancer binding protein (C/EBP) 1
Exons: 3
Coding region: 154-759 (201 amino acids)
Biological process (GO): DNA-templated transcription; regulation of transcription by RNA polymerase II; myeloid cell differentiation
Molecular function (GO): RNA polymerase II cis-regulatory region sequence-specific DNA binding; DNA-binding transcription factor activity, RNA polymerase II-specific
Source: RefSeq, a predicted model, not a curated record
ACCUAACGUUAAGUAUGUGCGCGAGAGAGAGGAAGAGCGACAGAGGAAGUGAUGGAGUGAUCACCAUCAUCAUCAUCAUCACCACCAUCAGAGGAGGAGUACCUGCCUCCUACUCUCAGACCAUCUCCAGUCACAGGAGCCUGAAGAAGAGUCAUGAUGUCUGAUUCCAGGGUGUCCUCUGUCAUCCAGGAGUGGGCGAGCCCGUUCCCAGGUCAGGCCCACACCAUGCACCCCGUCACCUCCGGCCAGGCCGAGUCGACCGGUCAGCUGGCUCAGAUGGAGAUGAUGCCAUACGGCCAGUCUCAGUUGAUGAUGAGGGAGGGCGGCGAGGACAGAGUGGCCGAGCAGAUGAUGGGAAUGUCGUACCUGUCGUACUCCUCAUCCUGUAUUGGCAACGCGCCGAGUGCUGCCAGCACCAACCAUCACCACCAGAGUCACGGCAACAAUGAGCAGGACUUCUCCCACUUCCUCCUGCCGACUCUGAGGGCCCCGCUGACCAAGAGAAGCCUCAGCAAGGACAGCGCAGAGUACCGGCUGAGACGCGAGAGGAACAACGUCGCCGUGAGGAAAAGCCGGGACAAGGCCCGCAGGAGGAUCCAGCUGACCCAGCAGAGGGCCAUGCAGCUGCAGGAGGAGAACCAGAAGCUGCAGAUGAGGAUAGGGCAGCUGACGCAGGAGCUGGACACUCUCAAACACAUCCUGUCACAGCGACACAUGCCAGGGUCUGAGGAGGGAGCGGCGGGGGAGUCCAGGAUCUGAGCACAGGUCAAAAACCACCAUACCCAUCAACAGCUAGGUCCCGGCAUCACAUCCAUCGUCAGGGUCUCUCACAGUCCAAAGGGUGUUAGUGUUUUAUGAAGCAGAAGAAAACAUGUAAUCAUUAAAAAGAGUCCUGUAGAGGAGUAGAAAUGCUAAAUGGAGCACUUUCUGUUAUAAUAAUAAAUAGAGUGGUUUAAUCAUAGUUUAAGAUUGUAAAACUGUGACGAGUGAAACCCUAACACACGGGCAGGACAGUAGUUUCGACCGAGGACACGAUGAAGACACCAUCCUCUCAGCCCUUCACCUCGUUCGAGGUCCAGAUGCUUAAAACUUAAACAUGGAGAAGUCUCAAGCUUGACAGUUACAUCUCUGCCUAGAUACAAAUGCCGAACAGUGAUCAGAAGAGUCGAUGUUUGUGACGAAAGAACAGCAUUUUAUGUUUAUGAAAUCAAAUCAAUAAAGUUAGCUUUUUCUGUCUCAAAAAAAAACAACCACAGGACCCCUGGGAAACUGGUAGAGACUCUGUUGCCGUAGACUGACUCGUUCUUUGAUUUAAGUUUAACAAAUGUUGCCUCAUCGUCUACCUGAUACUUUUGUCGUUGUCCGAAAUGAUUGUUGCCCAACAGAGUUUCACAACAACCUGUGGUUUGUAGGGGAUUCGAAAGAAAUCCAAGUGUCUUUCUCCGCAUAAUGCUCUAGGUGUGUGUGGGAUUAUUUGAAAAGAUUUUUGAAACUGUUUUAAAUCUUUAAGGAUUUCCCCUUUUUUUAUACAUGUGUGUUUAUAAAAAAAAAGUAUCGUAAUGCACUGUGAAAGCAAUACUGUAUCAUGUAUGUUCUUAAAUAAAUAAAUAAUUGCUCGUGCCUA